This is a messenger RNA of Cynocephalus volans (Philippine flying lemur), 458 nucleotides long. RefSeq names its product cytochrome c oxidase subunit 7B, mitochondrial. Gene Ontology annotation, cellular component: mitochondrion; respiratory chain complex IV. The transcript is spliced from 3 exons. The record is from RefSeq and is a predicted model, not a curated record. Bases 100 to 336 code for a protein of 78 amino acids. Lineage: Eukaryota; Metazoa; Chordata; Mammalia; Dermoptera; Cynocephalidae. Gene Ontology annotation, biological process: mitochondrial electron transport, cytochrome c to oxygen.
AAGCCAUUUUGUUUUUCAGGGUUCGUUGCAAGGGUUCUUGACGCGAGUUUUCGCCAAGCCAACAGCUGCAUUUGCCGCAGUUCUGUCUUCCUCUUCACCAUGUUUCCCUUGGCCAAAAACGCAUUAAGUCGUCUCCAAGUUCGAAGCAUUCAACAAACGAUAGCAAGGAAGAGCCAUCAGAAACCUGAUUUCCAUGACAAAUAUGGUAAUGCUAUAUUAGCCAGUGGAGCCACAUUCUGUAUUGCUGUAUGGACAUACAUGGCAACACAAAUUGGAAUAGAAUGGAACCUGUCCCCUGUUGGCAGAGUCACCCCAAAGGAGUGGAAAGACCAGUAAUCAUCCCAGCUGGUGUAAUAGUGAAUUGUUUCAAAACCAACUCAUAAUUGAUGCCAAGUAAAACCACUGUCUACCCAUUAAAAUAUGGCAUUAUUGAAGAAAUAAAGUACGUUUGAAACCUU